CAAAGAUGCAACACAAAGGGGCCACUGUUACAGCUUGAGCACGAUGGAAGAAGACUUUGGUGAAAUUCCGGAUUUCGAUUCUUUGGCCGCGACUGACGGUACAAUACCGGCGCCCGCACCCCAAGUGCCUCCCGCAAAGCCUCCCGUCCAGUCGAACAGAAUCCAACAGCCAAAGCCACAAGUUAUAGCUAAUCGCAGCGCUCGUUCCGCCAUCCUUGUUUCCGCACGGCAGAAAGGAAAUCCAAUUCUGAAUCAUGUGCGCCUUCUACCUUGGGAAUAUGCCGAUAUCCCGGCGGAUUACGUCCUUGGGGCGACGACUUGUGCGCUUUUCCUCUCGCUAAAAUAUCACCGUCUACACCCUGAAUAUGUCUAUUCCCGGAUAAAGCUAUUAGGUGGAAAAUAUGAUUUACGUAUUUUAUUGAUUAUGGUGGACGUACCAAACCAUGAGGAUAGUUUGAAAGAGCUAUCUAAAGCCUCCGUUGUGAAUAACCUGACUCUCAUUUUAUGCUGGUCUGCAGCGGAAGCUGGCCACUACCUGGAGCUAUUUAAAUCGUCGGAGAAUGCACCACCAACUGCAAUACGAUCUCAACAGCCACAUUCGUACAAAGAUAGCUUGGUGGAAUUUAUUACCACCCCAAAGCGCAUCAAUAAGUCGGAUGCUGCUAGUUUGAUUUCUACAUUUGGAAGCUUGCGAGCAGCGAUCAAUGCCCAGCCAGAACAGAUAAACUCGGUCCCUGGCUGGGGAGAGAAAAAGGUUAGUCAGUGGACAAAUGCCGUGAAGGAAGACUUUAGAACACGAGCGGUGACAACGAAAACGGCUGCUUCCAGAAUAAGUGUUGGCGCGGAAGACGCCAAAACGCAAACUCGAGCUGGUGCCGAACCAGGGUACAUGAGUGAGCUUUUCAACAAAGCAGUCGAGCAAGAACGGAUCAAUGCCCAUUCAAACACCAGAAAAGAUAUACGUGAGCCAUCACUUGUGAUAGGAUCGGGCGAGAGUGUCGCCUGUACAACUGAUACUAGCAAUCGAUGCACAAAAGAAAUUGAAAAUGGACAAGAGGAAAUUAACGAUGGCAUCAUGGCCGCGCUGGCAAGGUUAAGGAAGGGAAAAUGAAAUUUGCUGAGAAUACAUCGAACAACACAGAGAAGGAAUUGUUUUUGAUACCCAAGUGGAGGUCGCCUAAUGUGUAGCUCAAAGAAUGAUGGCUCGGGUGGAAAUCCAUGAAGAUGAUGUGCUUUUGCUCCACAGACAAAGGCAUUUAAAGGAGCUACACCAUUAACUCUAUAGAUAUAUAGAGGCCUGAUUGACCCCAACAUGGAUUGUAAGGGGAUUCAUCCUGCAAUUGUUCACAUAUCCCACAGUUCAACCCCUGGGUUGUGUAUGGUGACAUACACCAUAAUUACCUCACAGAAUAAUGUGAAGAACAUUUUUGCACUAAUUUUGA
This is a messenger RNA of Coccidioides immitis RS, 1442 nucleotides long. RefSeq names its product DNA repair protein rad10. The record is from RefSeq and is a predicted model, not a curated record. The transcript has a single exon. Gene Ontology annotation, cellular component: nucleotide-excision repair factor 1 complex; ERCC4-ERCC1 complex; nucleus. Gene Ontology annotation, biological process: mitotic recombination; meiotic mismatch repair; nucleotide-excision repair. The coding region runs from base 44 to 1111 and encodes 355 amino acids. NCBI's taxonomy places the organism in Eukaryota, Fungi, Ascomycota, Eurotiomycetes, Onygenales, Onygenaceae. Gene Ontology annotation, molecular function: damaged DNA binding; single-stranded DNA binding.